AAGGGUUACUUUUGGGUCUGUUUGGUUGCUCAAAAUUGAAAACAAGUCAUGUAUUCAAUGGGAAGAAAAUGACAAAAAGGAAAGGCUAAAACAAAGCCGUCACGUUUCCGUCUUCUCCAAUCCGUUCACAGUUUGAUAACGCAAGCUCUUCAGUUCAGUUCCUAUCCAUAACAUCGCAAUUUUCAUGGUUGUAAUGAUCAUUAAAGGUUUAUGCGGAAGAUACGAAAGAUGGAAUCCAGUUCAUCCAACAAGCGGAGCUUUCUGGGGAAUGGGGAUUGGGAUCGGUUGUGGAGUUGGUUGGGGUCCUGGUUUUGGUCCUGAUGUUAUUGGGUAUGUUGGAGCUGGCUGUGGUGUUGGUUUUAGUGUUGGCUUAACCCUAGCUGGUUUUGGUAUAGGUCUUCCGGCUAGUUAUGUAUAUGGAAUUCCUCAUAAUGUGUUCAAGUUAACAAGAAGAGGUGCUAUAGAGCUUGGUGGAUAUAAAGGCAUAGAUGAAAAGGUACCUAAUUUCAGGCAUUUUGAGAAAGGGGUAAAUGUUCUUGACUUGAAGGAGGCUGUUACUUCCCAGACUAAAUAUAUUUUGGAUGCCUUGAGAAAUCUAGGAGCUGGUUUCUCUAAAUCCUCAUAAAAAAAAAGUGUUUGUUCUCUUCUUUGGUUGAUGAGCUUGAUUUGAGCAUGUUCUUAUUCUUAAACAUUUAAAGAAGCAUCAAGAUUAUUAUGGGUUUUGAGAAACUGUGCAAAUUGCAAUCAGGCUGGACAUCAUGGUUCUUCUUGAGGAAAUUUUGUAUUUUGUGUUCGUUAAUCUUUUGAUUUUCAUGGAUUUUAUUUUUUUUUUAUUUUUUAUUUCAUGGUUAGUUUAGUUGU
Molecule: messenger RNA, 861 nt
Organism: Impatiens glandulifera
Lineage: Eukaryota; Viridiplantae; Streptophyta; Magnoliopsida; Ericales; Balsaminaceae
Product: cadmium-induced protein AS8
Exons: 3
Coding region: 185-625 (146 amino acids)
Source: RefSeq, a predicted model, not a curated record